Messenger RNA from Penicillium paradoxum, 1920 nucleotides. RefSeq names its product proteasome regulatory particle lid subunit RPN3. The transcript is spliced from 3 exons. Gene Ontology annotation, molecular function: enzyme regulator activity. The record is from RefSeq and is a predicted model, not a curated record. Lineage: Eukaryota; Fungi; Ascomycota; Eurotiomycetes; Eurotiales; Aspergillaceae. Gene Ontology annotation, cellular component: proteasome regulatory particle, lid subcomplex; proteasome complex. Bases 1 to 1920 code for a protein of 639 amino acids. Gene Ontology annotation, biological process: ubiquitin-dependent protein catabolic process; regulation of protein catabolic process.
AUGCCGGCCGAAAGGCGCUCUCUGCGAUCAAACAACAAAUCCGACACCUCUUCAUCUGCUAACGGUGAAAAGGCAAACUCGAACUCACAAAGCUCGGGUGCAACAGAUAAGGCGCCCACUACUCGUGCUGCCGCCAACAAGGCCAAGUCAGCUCCGACUAAGAAAGACGCAAAGGGCGCAUCGAACGGCAAUAUGGCGGAGGAUGAUCAGUCGCAUACGAAUGGAUCGAAAUCAACCGAGAACGGUGUGAAUGGAUCCGAAGAUGUUGAGAUGGGAGAGGAUACGGCAGGUGCGCCUACAUCCUCAUCCAACGCCAGCAAGGGCCGCAAGAAUGACAAGAUGACUGUUGUAGUGCCCCCGACCAAGGGUUCUAGAUCAUCCGGCAAGGGUAAGGGGGAAGAUGUGACGAUGGAAGGUGCGGAGGAUGGUGAUGCUGAAACCACCGAGGCUGAGGUCGACCCAACGACCAAGGCCAUUCAAGACAUCAAGACCAAUUUCACCUUGCUAGAGCGAGCCGUUGCCCACUUUGACCCCAGAUUUACUCUCCGUGUCCUACGAUCGAUAUCGUCGAUGCGGAAACAUCUCACUACAGGCGUCCUCGCCGAAGUCAUCGUGGAAACCUAUCCCGCUUCUAACUCGACCGCCUCGUUCUUGUUGGAAGCUCUUGACCAGGCCAAUGCCUUUGAGAAUGCUCCUGAUAGCUCGCAAAUGGAGGUGGACUCGGAGAAGAAGGCUGCCCCCAAGGAGACAAUUGCCGAGGUGGAUGUAUAUCUCUCUAUUCUCGUCCAGAUAUACCUCUUCGAUCAGCGGGAGAUUCAGAAGGGAGUACAAUUCUCGACCAGCUUGAUUGAGCGUCUGCGAGCCCUCAACCGUCGCACGCUGGAUUCUCUCGCUGCCCGUGUGUACUUCUACUAUUCUCUCUUCUUCGAACAAACUGCCCCGCUUCCUCCUUCUCCCGCAGCAGCAGUUACUACUAUCCGCCAGCCCUUGCUGGCCGCCCUGCGCACUGCUGUUCUCCGGAAAGAUGUCGACACCCAGGCUACAGUGAUGACGCUGCUGCUUCGCAACUACCUGUCCACAUCUCAUAUCUCACAGGCAGAUCUUCUCAUCUCGCACAACCCAUUCCCCGUGGCUGCGUCCAACAACCAGAUUGCUCGUUAUAUGUUCUAUCUCGGCCGCAUUCGUGCCAUUCAGUUGCAAUACACCGAGGCCCAUAGCCAUUUGAUUGGGGCUACACGCAAGUCACCAGCUAGCCAGGUUGCUCGUGGGUUCUAUCAGGCUUCCCAUAAGCUCUUGGUUGUUGUCGAGCUGUUGAUGGGUGAUAUUCCAGACCGCGCUGUCUUCCGCCAGCCGGCCUUGGAACGGGCCAUGCAUCCUUAUCUGUUGCUCUCUCAGGCAGUCAGUGUUGGCGAUCUGGAUGGAUUCCUCAACAUUGUCAACACCCACAGCGAGACUUUCCGGAAGGACGGCACAUACACCUUGAUUCUGCGCUUGCGACAGAAUGUCAUCAAGACUGGUAUUCGCAUGAUGUCGCUUUCUUAUUCCCGUAUCUCUUUGCGGGAUAUCUGUCUUCGCCUUGGCCUUGACAGUGAGGAAUCUGCCGAGUACAUUGUGGCUAAGGCUAUCCGGGACGGUGUCAUCGAAGCUACACUUGAUCACGAGCACGGUUUCAUGAAGAGCAAAGAGGUGGGCGACAUCUACGCCACUAGAGAACCUGGCGAGGCGUUCCACGAGCGUAUCCGCGCUUGUCUGGCUCUCCACGAUGAGAGUGUUAAGGCUAUGCGCUUCCCUAUGAACCAGCACCGCUUGGAGCUCAAGAGUGCUCAAGAGGCCCGGGAACGGGAGCGGGAGCUUGCCAAGGAGAUUCAGGAGGGCGACAUGGAUGAUGAAGAUGCCGGUGGUGAUUUUGACGCUAUUUAA